CAAGGUUUCGGGAACGGUUUGACAAGAGUCAUUUGUCGCAGCUAGAGCCAAAUGGUGCUGCCAAAAGUCUUUGGCCGCACAACCUCAUCGCCGUCGACUACGACUAGAGCCAGCAGCAGUGCCAGUGCCGCCGACCACUCGAAACCAACAGGCAGAACCUCUCCCGAUCCGCGCCCGUCGUCUCCGGCCUCUCAGCGCCCAACCCCGAGCCGUAGCACGAGCAGACCGUUGUCCCGCUCCCCAGAGAAAAAAGCGAGCGCCAAACACUCCAAAAAGUCGUCUUUGUCGCUAUCGCCCAAGAAGAAGGACAAGCCACUCGACCCCGACACUCACCCUCUCAACCUUCCUCCAGAGCAACGCGCUCGCCUCUCUCGACUCUCCGCCAGGAUGGAUCAGGAAAAGCAACAGACCAAUGGCAACGGCACUGCCGACAAGCCUGUCCAGAACGGUGACGGCGCCCCGGCUCCACCACCGCACAAGACUCCUUCGACCCCUCCACCAAGCACCGAGGAUGCUGAGGCCUUCAAGGCUGCCGGAAACAAGUACUUCAAGGCUGGCGACUACUCCAAGGCUAUCCAAGAGUACACAAAAGCCGUCGAGGCAGACCCCAAGUCGCCGACAUACAAGUCCAACCGCGCUGCGGCUUACAUGUCUGCUGGUAAAUACAUCCAAGCGUUAGACGACUGCAGAGAGGCCGACGAGCUGGACCCCAACAAUGCCAAAAUCCUACUCAGAAUGGCUCGCAUCUACACAUCACUGGGCCGCCCCAAGGAGGCUCUGGAAACCUUUGACCAUAUAGACCCUCCUGCGACUCAGAAGGACCGUCAGCCAGCCGUCACCAUGAACCACCACGUCUCCGAAGCCGAAGAACAAAUCCGCAAUUCUACCUCUGGUUCCAUGGCUAUUUUCGCCCUUGAUCAAGCCGAGAAGGGUCUUGGAUCCUCCGUCACCAGGCCGCGAAAGUGGGCUCUGCUCAGGGGUGAGGCCUAUCUGAAGAUGGGAAAUGUCAAUGCUCUGGGUGACGCACAAAACAUUGCCAUGUCCUUGCUGCGCAACAACAGUGCCGAUCCUGAGGCUCUCGUACUCAGAGGUCGCGCUCUUUACGCUCAGGGUGAGAACGACAAGGCCUUGCAACAUUUCAGACAGGCCAUUAGUUGCGACCCCGACUUCAAAGAUGCCGUCAAAUACUUGCGUAUGGUCCAAAAGCUUGAUCGCACAAAGGAGGAAGGAAACGGCUACUUCAAGACUGGAAAGUACCAACAAGCUGUUGAUACAUACACCUCUGCGCUUGAAAUUGAUCCUCAAAACCGCGGCACAAACUCGAAGAUUCUCCAAAAUAGAGCGCUUUGCUAUACUAAACUCAAGGAAUGGCAAAAAGCAAUCGAGGACUGCGAGCGUGCAUUGAAGCUUGACCCCAGUUACACCAAGGCACGCAAGACAAAGGCCAAGGCAUUGGGCGAGUCUGGAAACUGGGAAGAGGCUGUCAAGGAACUCAAGGCCAUUGCCGAGAGCAACCCCGAGGAACCGGGAAUCGCAAAAGAAGUCCGUAAUGCUGAGCUCGAACUCAAGAAGAGCAAGCGCAAGGAUUACUACAAGAUUCUGGGUGUUGAAAAGGACGCCGAUGAUGGUCAGAUCAAGAAGGCUUACAGGAAAUUGGCUAUUAUCCAUCAUCCUGACAAGAACCAAGGAGACGAAGCAGCAGCAGACCGGUUCAAGGACAUUGGUGAAGCCUAUGAGACCCUUUCGGAUUCUGAAAAGCGUGCUCGCUACGACAGUGGCGAAGACCUCAUCGACCCUUCAGAACAGUUUGGCGGUGGUGGCUUCGGCGGUGGUAUGGGCGGCAUGGGCUCGCAAAUCGACCCCGAAGUCCUUUUCCAGAUGUUUGGUGGACAGAUGGGCGGUGGCGGCUUCGGAGGUGGUGGUAUGGGUGGUGGUGGUCGCAGAGGAGGUGGUGGUGGCUUCCCUGGCGGCUUCCACUUUGGUUGAAAGGGCUCUUUGCUCGCUUUCAUCGAACAGACUCUCCUUCGAAUCAUUGGACUUUUUUCAGAAAGGGACUGGCCAGUCCCUACGACACUUCAUCCGCACGCCGCUCAUUCGACCCUUUCGAUUCUCUGCCACAUUGUUUAGUCGAUUUACACAGUACAUUAUCUUUGGCAUGACGGAG
Molecule: messenger RNA, 2164 nt
Organism: Aureobasidium pullulans EXF-150
Lineage: Eukaryota; Fungi; Ascomycota; Dothideomycetes; Dothideales; Saccotheciaceae
Product: TPR-like protein
Exons: 4
Coding region: 52-1986 (644 amino acids)
Molecular function (GO): protein binding
Source: RefSeq, a predicted model, not a curated record